This is a messenger RNA of Tetranychus urticae (two-spotted spider mite), 781 nucleotides long. Its product is annotated as methyl-CpG-binding domain protein 3-like. NCBI's taxonomy places the organism in Eukaryota, Metazoa, Arthropoda, Arachnida, Trombidiformes, Tetranychidae. The record is from RefSeq and is a predicted model, not a curated record.
UAACAGAUUAAAAUUUUCUACCUAAAAAACUAUCGACACUUAAACUGUUUAUGUUGAAUAAACUUAAGCAGUUUAAAUAAUCGGUAUAUAGCUGUGAAAAAACAGUCUGAAUAAGUCAGUUUAUAUGUGACUAUUGUGACAAACUGUUCAACAAUUGACCUGAAGUCAAGCUCUCUGUACCUACCUUUUUUACCUUUAUCAUAUUUUUGCUUCCACGAUUAUGGCUCACAAAACUUCCAAAGAUCUCAAAUCUAAAAAGAAGCAAAGAAGUGCUUCGUCCAAGCUCCGCAAACAACCUGUGGCUAUUGUACGAUCCCAAUCACGACCUCAAACACGACUCCAAUCACGACGAGACAACAACACCUUUACCACUAGAACCGAUAUUGGCAAUAUCUCACCUCAAAAGCCCCAGCAACUCUUUUGGUAUAAGCGUUUGGAAGGAUUGAGAGCGACAAUUUUGCGCUCCAAUUCUUGUGAAAAUUUCGAUUUGCCUGACAACAUUAAACCAGUGGGACCUUAUAUUGGAAACGAUACAGCCUUUAGGAGUGUCAUAAGUUCCCUACAUCUUAACCAAGGUCCAAUUAUCGGACAAACAGCUGAAAAAAGCGUCUUGGAAGCGCACCCGGAUGUCUUUUUGGAUCCUAAACAACCCUUAGUUGAAACUAUGAUAAUAUCUGAUGACGAUAUUCGUGAUCAAGAAGAGGUAGUUAACUCACUGCGACGUGAAUUGGCCUUAGCGCUACAAGAUUAUGAAAAAAGUCAAUAUUGUAAAUACCAAUAA